Molecule: messenger RNA, 1239 nt
Organism: Dendrobium catenatum
Lineage: Eukaryota; Viridiplantae; Streptophyta; Magnoliopsida; Asparagales; Orchidaceae
Exons: 1
Coding region: 1-1239 (412 amino acids)
Source: RefSeq, a predicted model, not a curated record
AUGGAGAACUCUUUUCUCCAUGGGAAGCUGUCGGAGACAGUAUACAUGAGACAGCCGAAUGGAUUUGAAGACACAUCGAAUCCAGAUCACGUGUGUCUUCUCCAAAAGGUAAUCUAUGGCCUAAAACAGGCGCCAAGACAGUGGUACAACAUGUUUACAGAUCACGUACUCUCUCUUGGCUUCCACCACAGUCGAGCAGACCUGUCAUUGCUCACUUACAAGAAAAACGACACGCAAAUGUAUCUGUUGGUAUACGUCGAUGACAUAUUGAUCACCGGCAACAACAAUCAAGCUAUGUCCGAUUUCACCUCUAAACUUGCAGCUCGUUUUAAUUUGAAAAAACUUGGUCUUGCAAAUCAAUUUUUGGGUAUUUCUAUACGUCACACUAAUCACUCUUAUUUUCUUUCCCAGAAAUCCUAUGCGGUAUCCAUUCUCCAGCAAGCAGGGAUGAUGAACUGCAAAGCACUGGCUAAUCCGACGUGUACAAAAACACCGUCUGACAUUAAACCAGAUGUGCUGCUCUCCGAUCAUAUAACAUUCCGGCGUAUAACCAGAUCACUACAAUAUUUAACCUUGACACGCCCGGGCAUUGCCUUCGCAGUCAAUGUUAUCUCUCAACAUAUGCAUAACCUGCUACCUACUCACUGCUAUUUGUUAAAACGACUUCUCAGGUACAUACGCAAGACGCUCGACUUCGGCCUUCCAGUUACCAAAUCGGACCUCCAGCUGCGUUCGUUCUCCAAUGCCGACUGGGCUAGAGACCCAUCUACCAUGAAGUCUACCACCGGGCAUUGUACAUUUCUUGGCAAGACACUCGUUUCAUGGGCUGCCAAGAAACAAACGGUCGUAGCUCGAUCUUCAACAGAAUCGGAGUACAGGGAACUUGCAGCGGCAACCGCGGAUCUCAUUUGGAUUAAACGAUUGCUUACCAAUUUUAACAUUACACAAGAUAGCCUAGCUGAUCUAUUCUGCGAUAAUACCUUCGCUAUCGCAUUAGCUAAUAAUCCUGUCUUUCACACCAGGAUGAAGCACAUUGAAAUAGAUCAACGAUUUAUUCGUGAUCAAAUUCAUCACAACAACAUACGCCUACAUCCAAUCAGCUCGAUCGAUCAAGUCGCUGACAUCUUUACCAAGUAUAUGUCAACACCAAGAUUUCAAGAUCUUCGACUCAAACUGACGAUCGUCCGAGAUCCCUCAGUUUGCGGGGGAAUAUUAGAAGACAAAUAUAAUAACACUUAG